AGCACGUGUGCUACAUCGUGAUUUGGAAUUGCCAACUGUAACACCGGGCGUUUUUGCAACACCGGGCAGUACAGCACAAUCUAUUGCUGGCUUCCCGGUCACGCUCCGACGGUGGGAGAUUCGGGGAGAUGACGCCUCAGGCUGAGCGUGGACGACUUGAAACACCUCAACGUUGUCAACUUGCACGCAAGCCAACUGCAAAGUAAACUGCAAUGAGUUCUCAUUUCGACCAGUCACGCCUUAUUCGGACACCUGCUUACCCGUCUCAGGCCGUCAGCGAGAAACUCAGGCGCGAGAUCAACCUCAAGCACAGCUUAAACCUCAAGGACUACCACGACCUGCAUGCGUACUCGGUGUCCAAUUACUCCUUCUGGCUCGACCUCUGGCAAUUUAUGGGCAUUUUGUCCUCUGUUCCCCCAGAUCCCACCAAGAUAGUCCAAAAGGGCAAAUACGAAGAGGUCCCCGAAUGGUUUCCCGGAGCGCGCCUCAACUACGCGGAGAACCUUCUCUAUCGAGACGACGACGGUAUCGCCUGCACAGCAGGUAAUGAACUCGGAGUCGUGACACAUUACACCUUCCGCCAGCUAAGGGAGAUGGUGCGCAAAAUGGCAGCCGCAAUGCGCGUGAAUGGAUUGAAGGUUGGAGAUAGGGUUGCGGCCAUCAUCGCCAACUCCAUCACUGCUGUGGUAGUUGCUCUUGCAACUUCCAGUGUAGGGGCAAUAUUUUCCAGUACUGCAACUGACAUGGGCACUCAGGGCAUACUUGAUAGGUACAGACAGAUCAAACCAAAGUUCAUUUUUACAGAAACGGAGAUUGUUUAUGCCGGGAAGACCGUCAGCAUGGUGCAGAGGGCUUCGGAAGUGGAGCGGGACCUCCGCACAUCUGGUGUACAGUGCAUCAUUACCUUGCCGAGUGUAAAGACGGGAAACACCGUCCCAGAGUCUCUGAACAUACCCAAUAGUGUUACAUUGGACUCCUUCCUUGCAUCGGGUGAUGAUCGACCACUGGAAUUUGAACAGUUACCUUUCAGUCAUCCGCUGUACAUCCUAUACUCCUCGGGGACAAGCGGGCCGCCGAAAUGUAUAGUCCACUGUGGUGGAGGCGUCCUCAUGAACACCAAGAAGGACUGUAUGGUUGGCUUCGACAUCCUCCCGACUGAUGUCUAUUUCCAAUAUACCACGACGGGUUGGAUGAUGUGGCCAUUCUUGCUCUCGGGUCUUGCAUGUGGUGCACGCAUUAUCCUUUACGACGGAUCACCAUUUCACCCCGACCUCAGGGGUUAUCUCAAGUUCAUUCAUGACCAGGGUAUCACGGUGUUCGGCACAAGUCCACGCUUCCUGACCGAAGUUCAGAUGAGGGGUAUCAAACCGCUUGAAAUUGCAUCCUUUGAAGCUCUUCGUGAGAUGACAGUCACAGGAGCUGUAAUCACUGCACCUUUGAUGGAGUGGACGUACAAGGCGUUUGGUGGGAAGUUGCAUAUCGGUUCGUCUUCUGGAGGGACAGACGUGUGUUGUGCAUUUAUCACAAGCGUUUUAAGUUUACCGCUACAUGCUGGAGAACUUCAAGGCAAAUGUCUUGGCAUGGCCGUUGAAUUAUUCGAUCCCGCGGGAAACAACAUUGAGAACACAGGUCAGCCUGGUGAGCUUGUCAUCACACGUCCGCAUCCCUCUAUACCCGUUUGCUUCUGGGGCGACGAGUCUGGCAAAAAGUUCCGACAAGCAUAUUAUGAGACGUACCCAGGAGUCUGGCGCCAAGGCGAUUUUGUAGUCAAAAAUCCGAAGACGACAGGGUUCCUCUUCCUAGGGCGGAGCGAUGGCGUACUCAACCCCUCUGGUGUCCGUUUUGGCUCAGCGGAGAUCUACACUGUCCUAGAGUCUUUCUCUGACGAGCUCGAUGAUUCACUCUGUGUCGGGCAACGCAGGACUCAGGACCCUGACGAGCGUGUCCUCCUAUUUUUGAAGAUGCGCUCCGGACGUACUCUCACGCCUGCCCUCAUCGACCGCAUCAAGAGCGCGAUCAGGACUAGCCUCAGCCCGAGGCACGUCCCAGCCUAUGUAUUCGAUACCAAGGAUAUCCCUUAUACCGUAAACGGCAAGAAAAUCGAGAUUGCGGUGAAGCAGAUUGUGUCGGGGUCGAAUCUGAAGCCGAGUGGGACGGUGGCGAACCCUGAGUCGCUUGAACUGUACUAUAAGUACAGGGACAUCGAAAGUGUGGUAGGCGCGAAGACGAUGGCGAAGCUCUAAAUGUAGACUUUGAUAUCAGAAGGUUGGGUCCUCCUAUUGUAUAUUAACUUGUGAGCACAGCCAUUUUGCGUGACUAU
This is a messenger RNA of Suillus clintonianus, 2320 nucleotides long. RefSeq lists its product as uncharacterized. Gene Ontology annotation, molecular function: acetoacetate-CoA ligase activity. The coding region runs from base 213 to 2243 and encodes 676 amino acids. The record is from RefSeq and is a predicted model, not a curated record. Gene Ontology annotation, biological process: lipid metabolic process. Gene Ontology annotation, cellular component: cytosol. The transcript has 15 exons. Lineage: Eukaryota; Fungi; Basidiomycota; Agaricomycetes; Boletales; Suillaceae.